Messenger RNA from Dentiscutata heterogama, 162 nucleotides. NCBI's taxonomy places the organism in Eukaryota, Fungi, Glomeromycota, Glomeromycetes, Diversisporales, Gigasporaceae. The record is from the annotation of a GenBank genome assembly.
AUGGAUAAUGAACUGGAUUAUUAUGAUGUAAAUAUUUGGGAUGUAGAUUCCUACGAAGAAAUCCAAAAUAAUGAGGGUUACUGUGCUAUAAUAGCAAUAGAUAAUCAUUUUGUUAUGAAGGUUGUUAGUUACGCUAUAAUUUACCGUCGAUUAAAAUAUGAG